This is a messenger RNA of Cadophora gregata, 2058 nucleotides long. RefSeq lists its product as uncharacterized. The record is from RefSeq and is a predicted model, not a curated record. The coding region runs from base 1 to 2058 and encodes 685 amino acids. Gene Ontology annotation, biological process: proteolysis. Gene Ontology annotation, molecular function: peptidase activity. NCBI's taxonomy places the organism in Eukaryota, Fungi, Ascomycota, Leotiomycetes, Helotiales, Ploettnerulaceae. The transcript is spliced from 2 exons.
AUGAGGCUUCAAAUUUCAUCUCAGCGCCAGUGGGAGUACCUCGCAGCGGCUUUUGUUGGUGCUUUGUUUGUUCAAUAUGGGGCGGCAGCGCCACUGAGUUCGCGUAGCGAAUUUAGCGACAAUGACCCUUUUGCGAUUCUUGACUUGCAAAACUGGGAAAAUCCCGACAAUAUGACCUGGGACGAUUGGAAAAGUCCCCCAGGGACCAAUUGGUCUGAUCCCACAGUCAAAGGCUCAAAUCGCAACUUCAACAUCGCCCUCGUCACAGUUGAUUAUUCAGAUGGACCAUUCGUGAUAACCCUUGCCCCAGGAUCAACAGUCUUCAACAAUCCACAACCACAUGCGCCAACCAUUGCACGCGAAGCUGUCCCGGCUUUUUAUAGAGACUUUCUGAACAAGCCCAACGACCUCAACAGAGGUCAUACGAUCCACGAGUACUGGAUGGGUGAUUCUGGCGGUCGAUUUGGCGUCGAUUUGACUGCUUUUGGACCUUACAGGAUGCCCUCUAGAGCAUUCCAAUACGGCACCAGCAAUGACAUGAAUCCAAAUGAGUGUCUUAUUGGCUUCCAGUGCAAUCUCAAUAUCCGCACCGAUGCGCUUGGUGCCUGGCGAGCGGAUGUUGGCGAUGCUGUUGCCGACUCGUACGAGCUGGUGUUCAUUUUAUCUGCAGGGCAAGAUGAAUCAUCCACAUGGCAAGAGUUUGGCGAGAUGAAGUUCCAAACGAAGGAGGACGUUCCAGAUUCUUUUGGUCCUCCUGGUCCCAACACAGCAAAUGGAACUCGCAAUUAUGCCAAAACUAGAUACGUUGAAUGGUCAUCUUGGGCAUCUGCUUCCAGUAUUUGGCCAAAUGCCGGAGGUGGAUCAUCGACCCAAGCCGAAAGCUCUGGAAUGGGUACUUACGCUCAUGAGCUUAGCCAUCUCCUCAAUAUUGGGGACAAUUACAACAAUCCUUUCAGUGUGCCUUCUCGUAGGGACUACACCGGACCCUUUUCCAUGCUGUCUCGGGGAUCUUUUAACGGUCCAGGAGGGCCUCACACACGUUGGCAAAUUCCUCCUCAGCAGGGAGGCUCUAUGGGUUCACUACAUACAUUGCGUGACAAAGCUCAAAUUGGGUUGAUUGGCCAAGAAAGCAUUCUUAAAUUAUCUCGCGAAGCACUGGCGACUUCUGGCCUCGUUGUGGCCAGAAUAACUGCUCGCGCUGUAGAACCAAGCCCAGGCGAGUUGAUGGGAGUCCGAGUCGCGAUGAACGCAGACCUAUCCCCAGCAUGCAACAUCAACACGGAUCCAUUCUGUGACGGCGGAGGCUAUAAUAACUUUGAUCUCGAAGUCAUUGACCGAAUGGGUGCCGACUCUUUCCAGCCAGACUCAGGAGUCAUGAUUUCUAAAUCGAAGGACGAUGCGCGAGGAACUUAUCAAUGGACCAUCGACGCCAAUCCUCAAGAUAUCAAGCUUCUGGAUUUCUAUCGUCCGAAUGGAACACCAGCAUACAUCACCGUAGGUGAUUACAGGCAGUUGGCGGAUGCACUUUUCCAUGCUGGCACGCGCUCAGGGAGUGAGUAUGAGUUCGUGGACAAGUCAAACAAUCUGCACUUUUAUAUCGUGGAUGUGAACCGGGAUUCCACUGGCGUGUUAUCCUAUACGACUGCUGUUCGCUCGUUGAACAGCACCACCAGCGACCCUCAUAAACGCAAAGUCGCCGUGAACUGGCUGAGUCUCGGAAGUCGUCCCACCAAGAAGGGCGUUGCUUGCUCGUUCCAAGUCUACAACACUGGCACAUAUUCGUCGGCAGCAGCUGCUGCACCACACCCUCAAGAUGUCACCGCAUACUUGAAGUCAGAUGUUUAUCGGCUUUCGGCUAGCGUGACAGGAUGGGGAUGGAAAGUUGAGUUGCCAAAUGAGUUGGUCACUGCGAAGUUUGGCGAGAAAAAGACUGUUUAUGUAGCUGUCGCUCCUGAUUCACCAUUGGCUUCGUUGGUGGGUAUCGUGAAGUUGACUGCUACGUCAGAGUCCAACCCAGGUGUUUCUGCAUCUGGUUUAUGUUGGGUUAACAGGUUCUAA